Lingula anatina is the source of this 2658-nucleotide messenger RNA. RefSeq lists its product as uncharacterized. Gene Ontology annotation, molecular function: G protein-coupled receptor activity. Gene Ontology annotation, cellular component: membrane. Gene Ontology annotation, biological process: G protein-coupled receptor signaling pathway. NCBI's taxonomy places the organism in Eukaryota, Metazoa, Brachiopoda, Lingulata, Lingulida, Lingulidae. The record is from RefSeq and is a predicted model, not a curated record.
UAGAUAAGGUUUUGAAAGCUCAAGAAUAAUGACACCUUACCUGGUACUAUGAUCGCGUGAAUCAGCAAUGCAAACAAGCUACAUGGUCCCCUCAUAUGAUUUAUAACCAAUGCUUAUACAGAGGGGACUGCCAAGAGCCGGAUGCUCGAUUUUUUACUCGUUUUUUAAGGGUGAUAAAAAGCCUUAUCAGCAAGAUGUAUUAGGUUAGACGGCGUAACUUGGUAGGAGGAGAAGUACAUAAGUCUACGCGAGGAGUCGGAGCAACGCCAGCGAUUUUGUGCAACAGUUCAAAGAACAUUAAGGAUCCUGGAAAAAAGUGUGAAAAAGUUAAUGAAGACAGGUUCUCGCAAUGAACUCAAGUGAUAUCGCUGAAUGCUAUCUUUGGCAAAACAAUGCGACUUUUGAUGCCACAGAGGAGCUGCAGUAUCAGAUAAGUACGUGGCUUAACAAGACUGUGCCACCGAUUUUGCUGAUAAUCGGCACACUUGGCAAUAUCCUGUCUUAUCUGGUUUUACGACGCCCCUUCAUGCGGAGGACGUGGAUAGGUUUCUUUUUACGAGCGUUAGCCGUGACCGACACCUUUGCACUUUGGCUGGGACUAUCUCGUCACAUGAUCAGAGUGUAUGGUUAUUUCGAUAUACGAGAAGCGCAUGCUGCUGUGUGUAAACUACAUCGGUUUACUUUGUACUUCUUCCUGGAUAUGUCAACUUGGCUGCUCGUUGGAUUAACAGUAGGGCGGUACAUUUCAACAUGCCAUAUUUUACAAUCCUACAGACUGUGCUCAACCAAAAGAGCUCGAAUUGCGUUAGCGGUGAUCGUCGGAUGCGUUUUUGCUAAGAACGCACACGUGCUGGUUACCGUUGACAUAAACGUUGACGCAUUAACGGGUGAACGCCAUUGCAACCAUUAUUGCGACUCCGACCAUCAUAAUUUUUGGAAGUAUAUCUACCCGUGGAUAACUUUUUGUGUGUACGCCGCCGGCCCGUUCGCUGUCAUGAUUGUUCUAAAUAUAUUGAUUGUUCGUUCACUGCGGAGAUCGACGCGAUUCCAACUUCGCUCUACUCGCAAUUCGGCCUAUUACCAAAACAAUAAUGAUCCCCCAUCCACUUCGCCCCUUAGUGUAAAUUCCUUCAAUAACAACAAUCACCCACUGGAAGUGACAGAUGAUACAACUUCAGGAUCGCAACCUGCAAGGAUUGCUGAGUCGCCUAGAAAGGGACAUUUUAGGCGCCAUUCAAGACCAACCCAAAUGGACAACAUAGCAGAUGACCACAACUCAGCGACACAUAAAUCGCCAGCCCAAGAACAAAAUCGUGAGACAGAAAGACUCUCUCGUCAAGGUUCCAACAUAGUGAGACAAAGGAGGGGCGUUAACAGUAACCAGCAUGCUUUCGCAUCUAGAUCCAUCACAGUGAUGUUAUUUGUUGUGACCAUUAUUUUUUUGAUCUUGGCGACGCCGAGUUUUAUCAACCUUAUCAUAGAACCAUACCAACACAUUAACAGCUCACGCCAGAAAGCAACACAGCGAUUAACUUCGACGAUCGUUUUGAUGCUCAACUAUUCGAACCACACGAUUAACUUCUUGCUCUACUGUGUUAGCGGAAGGAGAUUCCGAAACGAAUUCCUUCGAAUGCUUAGACGUAAUGCCGGCCGGAGGUUCGAAUCGAAUUUUGGAAGCAGCCGUGGGAGUAUUAGUCAGUCGCAAGUUAUCCCAGACCCAGCUGCUACAAGAAAUGAAAACGGACGUGAGAGAAAUCAGGAAAAUGCUGUCACUGCAGAAACGCGUUUCUGAACUAAGCUUUGAAUCCAGACACUGGAUGGCAAGGUUUUUCUAAUCGACUCAACAUCUAUGCAAGAUUGACUGGCCAUUCGAACGAAGUCCAAACGUUGUCUGUACUUAUCUUGUUUGGGGCCUACUUCACCACGGUAAAAUAUUUUUACGACCUACAGUGAUAGCCAAUUGCGUAAAUUUGUAAUCGAACAUGUUACAGAAUAAACUUGCAUAAUAUGCUUUUCCGCUUGUUCGUGACCCAUGCACAGAAAUAUGUGAAUUUGAAAAGUACUUCACAAGAAGGAAGAAUUCUGUAAACGCAAAAUUUAAAAAUACGCAUAAACGCAAAUGUGUCGAAUUGAUAAAACCAGGUAUCAGAAAAAGAAAAGACAUUAUUUUUUCGACAAUCACCGUUGUACACAUACAUGUAGAAUUGAACAGAAAAAUUUUUAAAAUGCUUAGUUGUAUAAUCACUUAGGAGUAUGUAGAUAGCUGAAAACGAGGUCUUCACGAGGAGAUGUGUCACUGCAUCUUAUUAAAACGCUCAAUCGGUGUUGGGUAUGUAGCUCAUGUUUUACCCAAUUUAAGCCGAUUAUAGCAAUCUCAAUAAUAAAUAGGACUAGUUUGUUUUUCGCUAGCUUAGCUGAGCCGUUAAAGGCUUACCCUGUCACUGUGGGAAAGCACUGUCUUGUGCUGUAUAAUCUGUUCAGAUCAAUAUUUUUUUAAAUUAACAUUCAUAUUCGUUUAUUCAAUGUUUCUCCAGUAUACAUGCAAAGUGGCUUUAAAAAUGUAGCUUUUAACUUCCAUCAUUAGAUCUGAGUAUUCCAUUUUUUAGACUUGAAUACAACUUUUCUCGCAUUAUAAUCAAAGUAGCAAAGAUACGAGAG